AUGGCGACUCUGCUCACUCCUCCUCCUAAACUUCUCUUCUCUACCGACAGUCGAACCUGCUGCCCUCUGCAGCCCCUCGCAUCUUCUUCUUCUUCAUCUGCUCUCUCCUCUAACCUUUCGUUCUCACUCUCGCUUCCCUCUCUCCUCAACACCACCACCAGUAACAGGAAGAGGAGAUGGCGAAGACUCUUCUGCCAGGGAAAAGGCGCGACGAACGGCACCGCCGUUCAAGUUGGCCAGCAGCGUCUUCUCAAAGUUCCGGUCCCGAACAUCAGGAAUUUCAGCAUCAUCGCGCAUAUCGACCACGGGAAGUCGACCUUAGCCGAUAAAUUGCUUGAGACCACUGGUACCGUUCAGAAGCGAGAAAUGAAGGACCAAUUCCUUGAUAACAUGGAUUUGGAGAGAGAGCGGGGCAUCACUAUCAAGCUUCAGGCUGCUCGAAUGCGUUACGUGUGUGAUGGUGAACCCUACUGCCUCAAUUUGAUUGAUACUCCUGGCCAUGUAGACUUCUCCUACGAGGUGUCUCGUUCGCUUGCUGCUUGUGAAGGCGCUUUGCUUGUUGUUGAUGCCUCUCAGGGAGUAGAAGCGCAAACAUUGGCUAAUGUUUAUUUGGCCUUGGAAAACAAUUUAGAAAUUAUUACUGUUUUAAAUAAAAUUGAUCUGCCUGGUGCUGAACCGGAUCGUGUUCUCCAAGAGAUUGAAGAGGUUAUUGGCUUAGAUUGUAGCAAUGCCAUUCUGUGCUCUGCAAAGGAGGGUAUCGGGAUAACUGACAUUCUGAAUGCAGUUGUGAAAAGAAUUCCCCCACCCACUGAUACUUCUCAAAAGCCCUUGCGCGCUUUAAUCUUUGACAGUUACUAUGACCCAUAUCGUGGUGUUAUUGUGUACUUCCGUGUGAUAGAUGGGACCGUAAAGAAAGGUGACAGGAUUUAUUUUAUGGCCAGCAAAAAGGAUUAUUUUGUUGAUGAAAUUGGAGUUUUAUCACCGAAUCAGUUAGAAGUGGAUGAAUUAUAUGCGGGUGAGGUGGGUUACAUCUCAGCUUCUAUAAGAUCGGUAGCAGAUGCCAGGGUUGGUGAUACUAUUACGCACUUCAGUAGAAAGGCAGAGUCAUCACUACCUGGAUAUGAAGAAGCUACCCCGAUGGUCUUCUGUGGGCUGUUUCCGGUUGAUGCUGACCAGUUUCCUGAAUUACGUGAGGCACUGGAAAAGCUGCAGCUAAAUGAUGCUGCACUCAAGUUUGAGCCGGAAACAUCAAGUGCCAUGGGUUUUGGCUUUAGGUGUGGUUUCCUGGGGCUUCUUCACAUGGAAAUUGUUCAGGAAAGAUUAGAGAGGGAAUACAAUCUCAGCUUAAUAACUACUGCUCCAAGUGUGGUCUACAGAGUUAACUGCACAAGCGGCGAAACUGUGGAGUGUUCAAACCCAUCUGCGCUUCCUGAACCUGGCCUGCGGAGAUCAAUUGAGGAGCCUUUAGUGAAGAUUGAAAUGCUUACACCCAAAGACUAUAUCGGCUCGCUUAUGGAGCUUGCUCAAGAUAGACGAGGAGAGUUUAAAGAAAUGAAGUAUAUCGCUGAGAAUAGGGCAUCGCUCACUUACAAGUUGCCCUUGGCAGAGAUGGUGGGUGACUUUUUUGACCAGCUGAAGUCCAGAAGUAAAGGAUAUGCUAGCAUGGAAUACACUUUUGUCGGGUACGAAGAAAGUGAUCUGAUAAAGCUAGACAUCCACAUUAAUGGUGAGCCUGUUGAGCCGUUGGCAACAAUCGUGCACAAAGAUAAGGCAUAUCCCAUUGGAAGGGCUUUGACACAGAAGCUAAAAGAGCUAAUACCCCGGCAAAUGUUUAAAGUGCCCAUUCAAGCAUGUAUUGGUUCAAAAGUUAUAGCAAGCGAAGCUUUAUCAGCAAUCAGGAAGGAUGUGUUGGCUAAAUGCUAUGGAGGUGACAUUACAAGGAAGAAGAAAUUGCUGAAGAAACAGGCUGAAGGGAAGAAACGGAUGAAGGCGAUAGGAAAGGUGGAUGUGCCUCAGGAAGCAUUCAUGGCUGUGUUGAAGCUUGAAAAGGAGGUGUUGUAA
This is a messenger RNA of Linum trigynum, 2061 nucleotides long. Lineage: Eukaryota; Viridiplantae; Streptophyta; Magnoliopsida; Malpighiales; Linaceae. The record is from the annotation of a GenBank genome assembly.